Molecule: messenger RNA, 423 nt
Organism: Aspergillus eucalypticola CBS 122712
Lineage: Eukaryota; Fungi; Ascomycota; Eurotiomycetes; Eurotiales; Aspergillaceae
Exons: 1
Coding region: 42-341 (99 amino acids)
Source: RefSeq, a predicted model, not a curated record
CAUCAGUCAGUACGGAGGAUCAAGCGCUUAUUACCACUACAAUGAUCAGCCCUUUAGACGGGCUCACUCUCCCCGACGCGGCCAUCUGCAACACCACACUGGGCACAGAUCCAGACCCUUACGCAGUAGCCAUGUGUCGAUUAGCUCUCCGGAUCGCUGGCGAGCCGGAAGGACGUGAGGCUCAGCUCUUUGCCCAGGCCCAAACAGACAUCGCCAACAAGAAUUAUUCGAGCCAGGAUAUACCAUUGUUCACGCCUGACAGACAGAUCAAAACCUUUCAUCCUAGAAGCAACGGCAUGCUUGCAUUCCGUGAUGCUGUCUUGGCGGCGCUUUACUUCUAGCAAGAUUCAUAUGAUCUCAAGACGAAGGAGCAGGAACUGGUUGAACGGUUGAAUGGUAUGUAUGAAUCUAUCUAGGUUCCCA